Messenger RNA from Labeo rohita (rohu), 900 nucleotides. Its product is annotated as ICOS ligand-like. Gene Ontology annotation, cellular component: external side of plasma membrane. The transcript has 4 exons. The coding region runs from base 1 to 900 and encodes 299 amino acids. NCBI's taxonomy places the organism in Eukaryota, Metazoa, Chordata, Actinopteri, Cypriniformes, Cyprinidae. The record is from RefSeq and is a predicted model, not a curated record. Gene Ontology annotation, biological process: cellular response to lipopolysaccharide; cell surface receptor signaling pathway; T cell costimulation.
AUGAUGUCAACUGGAUGUCUGGGUUUGAUUGUAAAAGGUCCCUCUGGUCCUCUGGUUGCUCCUCUGGGAUCUUCAGUGGUUUUGCCCUGUUCUGUUGAUCAACUUUUAUCAGUGGAGGAUCUGGAGGUGGAAUGGAAGAGAACAGACCCAGACACUUUAAUUCAUCUGUUUCAAGAUGGUGAGACUCAAACAGGGGUCCAACAGGAGGAUUAUCAGGACAGAGCUCAUUUCUUUACUGAAGAGAUUCAACAUGGAAACUUCUCCCUCCGGCUGGACAAUCUGAAAGCUGAAGAUGAGGGACAAUACACAUGUACAGUUCAGAGUCAGGAAGAGACUGGAGAAACGGUGGUUGAAAUAAAAGUUGAUGUUGAGCGUUUAAGCGUUUUAGGAUUGAGUCACUCCAUAUCUGCGUCUGUGGGUGAAGACGUCACUCUGAGCUGCUCUGUAGAUUCUCACAUCACACCUGAAGACUUUGAAGUUUCGUGGAUGAAAACAGAUGAAGAUGAAGAUAUUAUGGUUCUGCUGUACCAAAACAAUGAGGCUUCACCAGAGGCAUCAGUUGAGCGAUACAGAGACAGAGUUGAGUUCUUCACUGCUGAAAUCCCCAAAGGAAACUUCUCUCUCAGACUGAAGAGUGUCAGAACUGAGGAUAUAGGAGUUUACAUGUGUCAUGUGUUUGCUGGAGGACUUUCAGCCAAUACAACUGUAGAACUGGAGCGACUGGUCAGCUCAGGAGAGCAGGAGAUGGUGGAUGAAGUCGAAGAGAUUGUUGAGUCCUCUUGGCCUGCCUGCUCAGCAUACGAGGAGCUGCUGGAGGUUAUGGCCUGUGCUACAGAGAGAUUAGAUCUCCCCUUGAAGCACAAGAGAUCUGAGAUCACUCAUAGCAGGAUAGACGAGUAA